Molecule: messenger RNA, 4983 nt
Organism: Pogona vitticeps (central bearded dragon)
Lineage: Eukaryota; Metazoa; Chordata; Lepidosauria; Squamata; Agamidae
Gene: NUP155
Product: nucleoporin 155
Biological process (GO): protein import into nucleus; protein localization to nuclear inner membrane; RNA export from nucleus
Cellular component (GO): nuclear pore; nuclear pore inner ring
Molecular function (GO): structural constituent of nuclear pore
Source: RefSeq, a predicted model, not a curated record
UAACGAAGGGGUUCGUUUUUAAGGUGCCACAAAAGUUGGGCGCUUUUGCAUUCCUCCACAAAAAGCCGGUCUCUUUGGAAACUCGCACGCCGCUAACCAGGAAGUCAGUUUAUUAUGGCCCCUCUAGCCCUCGGGUCUCUAUGGCCCGCCGUCACGUGGAGCGUGCGCGGGGGCCGACGGGAUUUGGCGCGCGUGGAGGCGAGCCGCCCUGCUAGUCUCGCUUCGGCCUCCGCGGGAGAAGGAGAGGCUCUCCUGCACUCCGCUGAAACCGCUUUGCUGAGAUUCCCCUCGGGUCGCCGCCAUGCCGGUCGCCCUUAGCCCGGCCACUGGCCCUGCCUUGCUGGAGGAAGCGGGCCGCAUCAUCGACCAGCGGAUCCAAGAUGACCGCUGCUACCCGGACCUCUCGGAGCUAUUGGCCGUGCCGGCGCCCGGUAGCCCCUCGGUUUCUGGAAUGGCAGAUAUGGAUUAUCCAUUACAGGGUCCUGGUCUUCUUUCAAUUCCCAGCCUUCCAGAAAUAAGCUCAAUUCGGAGAGUUCCUUUACCCCAUGAACUAGUUGAACAAUUUGGACACAUGCAGUGCAAUUGCAUGAUGGGGGUAUUUCCUGAGAUAAGCAGAGCAUGGCUGACCAUAGACAAUGACAUUUUUAUGUGGAACUACGAAGACGGGGGAGACCUUGCUUAUUUUGAUGGCCUCAGUGAAACCAUCCUUGCUGUGGGACUGGUGAAACCAAAAGCAGGAAUCUUUCAGCCGCAUAUAAGGCACUUGCUGGUUUUGGCUACACCUGUGGAUAUCAUAAUUCUAGGACUGAGCUAUACUACCCUGCAAGGAGGUUCUGGAGCUCUCAGUGAUAGUAUGUCUGGCGGAAUGCAACUUAUUCCAGAUCCCCUCUAUACGCUGCCUACUGAUAACACCUAUCUACUCGCUAUAACCUCAACUGAAAAUGGGCGAAUCUUUUUGGCUGGGAAAGAUGGCUGUUUGUACGAAGUUGCUUACCAGGCUGAUGGACGCUGGUUUGGCAAGCGAUGCUGGAAGAUCAAUCAUUCAAAGAGUACCCUUUCUUUCCUCAUUCCAUCAGUGCUUCAGUUCACGUUUUCAGAAGAUGAUCCCAUUGUUCAGAUUGCCAUUGACAACUCACGGAAUAUCUUGUAUACACGCUCUGAAAAAGGUGUGAUACAGGUUUAUGAUUUAGGUGCAGAUGGUCAAGGGAUGAUGCGGGUGGCUUCUGUUUCACAGAAUGCUAUUGUGUCUGCAGCUGGAAAGAUUGCCAGGACUAUAGACCGUUCUGUGUUUAGGCCUAUUGUCCAGAUAGCAGUGAUUGAAAAUUCUGAAUCUCAAGAUUGUCAUCUAUUGGCAAUCACUCAUGCAGGUGUCCGCCUGUAUUUCAGUGUGUGCCCAUUUAAGCAUCCUUUUGCCCGUCCUUCAUCACUGAUGUUGAUUCACGUCCGCCUACCCCCAGGAUUUUCUGCUGCUUCCAAUGUGGAAAAGCCAUCAAAGGUCCACCGAGCCCUUUAUACUAAAGGUGUUCUACUAAUGGCUGCUUCAGAAAAUGAAGAUAAUGAUAUCCUGUGGUGCAUUAAUCAUGACUCUUUCCCUUUUCAAAAGCCAAUGAUGGAAACACAGAUGAAAACAUCUGUUGAUGGACAUUCCUGGGCUCUUUCUGCAGUAGAUGAGCAGAAAGUUCAGAAGAUAUUAAGCCCAUUAAAUAAAGAUUCAAUUCCGAUAACAGACUAUCCCGUGGUGGUGCAGCAGCAUAUGCUACCACCGAAGAAGUUUGUUGUCCUUUCAGCACAGGGGAGUUUUAUGUUUCAUAAGCUGAGACCUGUAGAUCAGCUGCGACAUCUUUUUGUAUGCAAUGCUGGUGGGGACGGGGAAGAUAUUGAAAGGUUUUUCAAACUUCACCCGGGAGAACAAGCUUGUGCUACCUGCCUUAUCCUUGCCUGUUCUUCUGCUGCUUGUGAUAGAGAAGUAUCAGGUUGGGCUACCCGAGCGUUUUUCAGAUACGGUGGUGAAGCACAAUUGCGAUUUUCAUCUCUCAUUCCUCCUCCAAGUAAUGUCGGAUCUAUACUGGGUUCUCCUGUUCCACCGGGUUCCCCUCUUCCUCCUGGUAGCCCAUACCCUAAUCCAAGCUUUUUGGCAACGCCAACACCAGGUUUACAGCCUCCUGGUAUGUCAACUCCAGUCCAUGCUUCAGGCGGUCAGAUGUUCCAGCCUGGUGCUUCCACAAAUGGCAUGAUGAACCCCGAGAUAGUGUUUUCUGGAAAACACAAUGGUAUCUGCAUUUAUUUCGCUCGAAUUAUAGGAAACAUUUGGGAUGGAAGUAUCGUGGUGGAGCGAGUUUUCAAGAGUGGCAAUAAGGCGAUCGUCACUGUUGAAAGUAGUGUUCCCCCACAAGUGUUAGAAUCUGUAUUGCAAGAUUUAAAAGGGCUGCAAGAUUUUUUGGAUAGAAAUUCUCAAUUUGCAACAGUAGGAUCCCUUAGAAAUCCCAGCUUCACGACUCCAGCUAGCCUGCAGCAACGAUUACUUGGGUACAUGAGGUCUGAUGGUGGAGUUUCUCAACAAAUGCAACAAGAGACCCAGAGGAAGUUUCAUGCUGAAGCACAGUUAUGGGAGAAGGUCUCUCUACAGGGCAUCCAGCAGCUUGUUCAGAAAACCUGCCAGGCUUUGGCGUUAUGGAAGCUUCUUUGUGAGCACCAAUUUAAUAUUGUUGUAGGUGAGCUUCAGAAGGAACUUCAAGAACGUUUAAAGGUUACUACUUUCAGAGACUUAGUAAUUAGAGAUAAAGAGCUAGCGGGAGCCCUCAUUGCUUCUCUAAUCAACUGUUACAUCAGAGACCAUGCUGCUGUUGAUGGCAUUAGUUCACACUUGCAAGACAUUUGUCCACUGCUCUACAGCACAGAUGAUGCUAUCUGUUCAAAGGCAAAUGAAUUACUCCAGAGGUCCCGACAAGUUCAGAACAAAUCUGAGAAGGAAAAGAUGCUUAGAGAGUCCCUGAAGGAAUAUCAGAAGAUUAGCACCCAAGUGGACCUUGCAGAUGUGUGUGCUCAGUAUAGGCAAGUGCGGUUCUAUGAGGGAGUGGAAGAACUCGCUCUGACAGCUGCAGAGAGGAAGGAUCCUCAAGGCCUUGGGCUCCAUUAUUACAAAAAUGGAGAACCAGAAGAGGAUGUUACAGGGUUUCAGGCCUUUCAAGAGAGAUUAAACUGCUAUAAGUGUAUCACGGACACUCUUCAGGAGCUGGUCAAUCAAAGCAAAGCUGCUCCACAGUCUCCCAGUGUUCCAAAAAAACCUGGUCCUCCUGUUUUGUCAUCUGAUCCCAAUAUGCUAAGCAAUGAAGAAGCAGGACAUCAUUUUGAACAAAUGCUUAAAUUGGCCCAGCGUUCCACAGAUGAACUGUUUAGUAUUGCUCUUUAUGGCUGGCUGGUACAGGCUGAUCUUUCAGAUAAACUGCUGCAGAUAAACUCCCCCUUUCUGGAACCAUAUCUGACGCGUAUGGCCAAGGUGGAUCAAAACAAAGUUCGCUAUAUGGAUUUGUUGUGGAGAUACUUUGAGAAAAAUAGAAGUUUUAGCAGUGCAGCCAGAGUGCUGGCAAAGUUAGCAGAUAUGCACAGCACGGAGAUUUCACUCCAACAGCGUCUCGAGUACAUUGCACGGGCCAUUUUGAGCGCAAAGAGCUCCACAGCCAUCUCACCUAUUGCAGCAGAUGGUGAAUUUUUGCAUGAGUUGGAAGAGAAAAUGGAAGUUGCCAGGAUACAGUUUCAGAUACAAGAAGCAUUACAGCGUCAGUGUUCUCAUCAUUCUUCAGUGCAAGAGGCUAUUUCCCGGCUGGAUUCUGAGCUCAUGGAUAUUAGCAAGCUUUAUGCAGAAUUUGCUGAUCCGUUCAAGCUCUCUGAGUGCAAACUGGCCAUUAUACAUUGUGCUGGUCAUUCCGACACUAUUUUGGUGCAGACCCUUUGGCAAGAAAUAAUUGAGAGAGCCCUGAGUGAUAGUGUGGCUUUGAGUGCUCCGGACAGGAUGCAAGCUGUUAGCUUGAAGAUGAUAACGCUUGGAAAAAUCUAUGCUGGGACACCUCGUUAUUUUCCUUUAGACUUCUUAGUGCAGUAUUUAGAACAGCAAGUUUGUUCUUUGAACUGGGAUGUGGGUUUUGUAACUUACACAAUGCAAGAAAUUGGUGUGCCUCUGCCCAGGCUUCUUGAAGUAUACGAUCAGCUGUUCAAAGCACGGGAUCCAUUCUGGAGCAAAAUGAAGAAGCCGUUGCAUCUUUUGGAAUGCAUUCAUGUAUUAUUAUCAGGAUAUGUGCAGGAUCCUAACAAAGUGCUUGCCUUUGAGAGACGUUGAUUCACAAAUAUUUGCUUGGAUGCUAUUAGCUGUUACCUUGUUGAAUUGCAGUCCAUAAGUCCAACGCUUGCUGUACAGACCAUCACAGGAAACUUUAAAUCUUUACAGGCUAAAUUAGAGCGGCUUCAUUGAGUGCAGUUAUACAUAAUUCUUUUGUCUAGGUGGAAUGAAAUGUCACUGCACUGGAAUCUGAAAAAGGCUUUAUAAACUUUAUAAACAACCCUGAAACAAUCAAACUCCCUGCUGAAGUGGAUGAUUGAGUGAUUAUACAUAUAUAUUGUAUGUUCUUAAUUGACCUAAUAUGUAACAGAAUGUACAAGUGGCAAGUGGCUUUUUUUUACUAUCUUUUUUUCCCCUUUAACAGUCUUAUAUGCUUUGGAUUAAAAUGUGUUGGAUAAUCUUACCAUGACAAUUAAAAUAAUUUGUAAAAUAGUUUUGUUUUCAAUUUGAGAUAGCAUUUGUACAAUGCAUUUGACCAUAAAAGUGGCAUGGAGUAACACUGCUAUGUAUUACAUUAUUGUCCUAUAUAGUGGCUUGUGUUUGUCAACAAAUAAUAUUACUUGAAUUGCUAGAUUGCACUGUGUCUUUAAGUUAUCCAAGGCAUCAAAGAGAUAAAGCCCUUCUGUCUUCUCCAGCUUUGCAUCCAUAUG